AAGACCAUCUGAGUUCACUGGUCCAUGAUCUAUCUGAUUCUCAACCCCCUUGGCUUGCUUUCAAUAUAUAAACACCUCUGCCCAUUCAUUGCCUCUUCCCACAACCCCCCUCUUCCUCUUCUCUUUCACUCAACAUCUACGCCCCAGGAUCAUCUUAGCAACCACCACAAGACAAUUCACCAGUUUCUUCUUCAAACUCUGUAGACAAUGAAGUCAGCUUUAUACUACGCGGGGUGUGAAGAGCACCACCACCAAUCCCAUUUUCUUGAAGCUUGUUUUCUUUGCCAUAAGCCACUAGGCCACAACAGUGACAUUUUCAUGUACAGAGGGAACACUCCAUUUUGUAGCCAAGAGUGCAGGCAAGAACAGAUGGAGAUAGAUGAGGCCGCAGAGAAGAAGAAUUGGAAGCUCUCAAAGAGAAGAACAUCAACAUCAUCAUCGUCAUCAUCUCACAGACAAACUACAGACACUGCGAAUCAAUCUAGCCCUAGCAAACCUGUACGGACAGGCACAGUUGUGGUGGCUUGAUUUGAAGAUGAUGAUGAUCACAAGAUAAACAAAAAUCAAUCUCACACAAAUUUCCCCACAAUUAAACCUCUUUAACUGAAGAAAAUUGAUGAGGGAAUUCAGUUUGAUGAUCUUGUAAAGGAAUGGUGGGCGUGAAUGAGUGGGACCCAUCAGACAAUUUUGAUUGUUUUUGGUGUUUCUGAUUUUUGUUUUUGGUGAAUGUUUUUGUUUAUAAGAUGAGUGUCCUUUCAUGGGAUGUAAUGUAUUCAUCUCUGUAAUCAAAGUUAAUUUCCCUUAUUGUUUUGUAAUAUUUAUGAAGCAAUUAGGCAUCCAAAUAAUUUUCAUUA
Molecule: messenger RNA, 854 nt
Organism: Cornus florida
Lineage: Eukaryota; Viridiplantae; Streptophyta; Magnoliopsida; Cornales; Cornaceae
Product: FCS-Like Zinc finger 3
Exons: 2
Coding region: 208-528 (106 amino acids)
Source: RefSeq, a predicted model, not a curated record